UGCAUUAAGAAACCCCAGCAGCAUCCGCCGCCUGCACCGCGCGCGCCGCCCGCCCCGGCCUGACCCCGCCGCCGAACCCGGCGCCAGCCAUGGAGCCCGAAGUCCCCCGUCGCCGCCACACCCAUCAGCGCGGCUACCUGCUGACGCGGAACCCUCAUCUCAACAAGGACUUGGCCUUUACCCUGGAAGAGAGACAGCAAUUGAACAUUCAUGGAUUGUUGCCACCUUCCUUCAUCAGUCAGGAGAUCCAGGUUCUUAGAGUAGUAAAAAAUUUUGAGCGUCUGAACUCUGACUUUGACAGGUAUCUUCUCUUAAUGGAUCUCCAAGAUAGAAAUGAAAAACUCUUUUAUAAAGUGCUAACGUCUGACGUUGAGAAAUUCAUGCCUAUUGUUUAUACUCCCACUGUGGGUCUGGCUUGCCAACAAUAUAGUUUGGUGUUUCGGAAGCCAAGAAAUUUAUUGAGUGUCCACUGCAUGCCAGGCACUUUACUAAGCAUUGAGAUUAGAGGUCUCUUUAUUAGUAUCCACGAUCGAGGGCAUAUUGCUUCGGUUCUCAAUGCAUGGCCAGAAGAUGUCAUCAAGGCCAUUGUGGUGACUGAUGGAGAGCGUAUUCUUGGCUUGGGAGACCUUGGCUGUAAUGGCAUGGGCAUCCCUGUGGGUAAAUUGGCUCUAUAUACAGCUUGCGGAGGGAUGAAUCCUCAAAAAUGUCUGCCUGUCAUUCUGGAUGUGGGAACCGAAAAUGAGGAGUUACUUAAAGAUCCACUCUACAUUGGACUACGGCAGAGAAGAGUAAGAGGUUCUGAAUAUGAUGAUUUUUUGGACGAAUUCAUGGAGUCGGUUUCUUCCAAGUACGGCAUGAAUUGCCUUAUUCAGUUUGAAGACUUUGCCAAUGUGAAUGCGUUUCGUCUCCUGAACAAGUAUCGAAACCAGUAUUGCACAUUCAAUGAUGAUAUUCAAGGAACAGCAUCUGUUGCAGUUGCAGGUCUCCUUGCAGCUCUUCGAAUAACCAAGAACAAACUGUCUGAUCAAACAAUACUAUUCCAAGGAGCUGGAGAGGCUGCCCUAGGGAUUGCACACCUGAUUGUGAUGGCCAUGGAAAAAGAAGGUUUACCAAAAGAGAAAGCCAUCAAAAAGAUAUGGCUGGUUGAUUCAAAAGGAUUAAUAGUUAAGGGACGUGCUUCCUUAACACAAGAGAAAGAGAAGUUUGCCCACGAACAUGAAGAAAUGAAGAACCUAGAAGCCAUUGUUCAAGAAAUAAAACCAACUGCCCUCAUAGGAGUUGCUGCAAUUGGUGGUGCAUUCUCAGAACAAAUUCUCAAAGAUAUGGCUGCCUUCAAUGAACGGCCUAUUAUUUUUGCUUUGAGUAAUCCAACUAGCAAAGCAGAAUGUUCUGCAGAGCAGUGCUACAGAAUAACCAAGGGACGUGCAAUUUUUGCCAGUGGCAGUCCUUUUGAUCCAGUCACUCUUCCAAAUGGACAGACCCUAUAUCCUGGCCAAGGCAACAAUUCCUAUGUGUUCCCUGGAGUUGCUCUUGGUGUUGUGGCAUGUGGAUUGAGGCACAUCACUGAUAAGAUUUUCCUCACUACUGCUGAGGUUAUAGCUCAGCAAGUGUCAGAUAAACACUUGGAAGAGGGUCGGCUUUAUCCUCCUUUGAAUACCAUUAGAGAUGUUUCUCUGAAAAUUGCAGAAAAGAUUGUGAAAGACGCAUACCAAGAAAAGACAGCCACAGUUUAUCCCGAACCUCAAAACAAAGAAGCAUUUGUCCGCUCCCAGAUGUAUAGUACUGAUUAUGACCAGAUUCUACCUGAUUGUUAUUCUUGGCCUGAAGAGGUCCAGAAAAUACAGACCAAAGUUGACCAGUAGGAUAAUAACAAACGUUUCUAACUCUAUUAAUGAGGUCUUUAAACCUUUCAUAAUUUUUAAAGGUUGGAAUCUUUUAUAAUGACUGAUAAAAUGCUUAGAUUAAGAUUUUACUUUAACAGUCUAAAAAUUGAUAGAAGAAUAACGAUAUAAAUUGGGAUAAACAUCACAUGAGACAAUUUUGCUUCACUUUGCCUUCUGGUUAUUUAUGGUUUGUAUCUGAAUUAUUCUGCCUACAUUCUCUUUAAAAGCUAUUGUACCUACUACUGAGAUACUCAUCGUUUUUAUACAGGAAGCUAAUGGGAAGACCAAAAUUAGUAAUAAAUUGAUAUAACCAACAUUAAAACCCAUAAUUAUUUUGUUGACCAUUUUGUUAAAAUCUACUUUUCAA
Messenger RNA from Mandrillus leucophaeus (drill), 2250 nucleotides. It is a transcript of the gene ME1, whose product is annotated as malic enzyme 1, NADP(+)-dependent, cytosolic. Gene Ontology annotation, cellular component: mitochondrion. Gene Ontology annotation, biological process: malate metabolic process; pyruvate metabolic process. The record is from RefSeq and is a predicted model, not a curated record. Bases 90 to 1862 code for a protein of 590 amino acids. The transcript is spliced from 15 exons. NCBI's taxonomy places the organism in Eukaryota, Metazoa, Chordata, Mammalia, Primates, Cercopithecidae. Gene Ontology annotation, molecular function: NAD binding; malate dehydrogenase (decarboxylating) (NAD+) activity; malate dehydrogenase (decarboxylating) (NADP+) activity.